GUUGCGGCACUUCUUGCGCUGGCAUGGGAACGCAAACGGAGGCUGACUCGAGCUUUGACCGCGCAAAUCUCCGUCGCGCUGUCCUCGCCCUAUGCGCGGCACGCUGUCCUCGCUGCUGCACGACAUCUGCGGAUACCUGUCGUGGAUGGAGCAGCAUGCCAGUGGACCGACUUCGCCGAGAUGGAUUGGGAUGCAUUUUUGAGCCAAGGGCCAUCAUUGCAACGGGCAUCGAGUCUCUUUGUGCGCACUUCUUUGGUUCGCAAAGGCAUGCUGGCGCACUACCUUGCCAAACGACGUUGUGAAGGAGUGUUGCCUGCAUCCUUCGUGGUGGACGUGGAGGACGAGGAGGACUUGCAGUUGCUGCCGGAGCGAUUUAGGAAAUGGGCAGCUGCCCAGACGACCAAGUGCGACGGGAUUCUGGUUGUCAAAGCUGGCAAUGCCAACCGCGGAGAGCACCUCCACCUUGUCAGCAAGUCGGAGGAGAUUGCGAGCAGGAUCCGCGACGAAGUGUUGCAGCAGGGCCUGGUCGAAUGGGUCAUUCAACCCUAUGUCAUGCCGCCGCUUUUGCGAAGAGGUCGGAAAUUCCAUGUGCGCGUGCACUUCCUUCUAGUCGGUUGCCCCAUGUGUGGCUUCAGCCGCGCUUGGCUUCAUGAAAGGCUUCACGUGGUGCUGGCAGCAUCCAGGCGAUGGACGGAUGAUCCCACUAUGGCGGCGGUACACCUGACGAACCACUGCGUGCAGGCAGCACAGCCAGGAUACAACGAGUCAGAGCAGGUGCUGCUCUGGGGUGAGUUGAUGGAGGAGACUGGCCUGGAGACCGAGGCCCAGGCGCUCCUCGAAGACAUGGGCCGCUCUCUUGGCCAAGCUUUAAUGGCAGCGUCUGCCUCACCAGGCUUCACGCCUCUUCCGCAAUCCUUCGAGCUCUUCGGCGCAGACUUUGUUUUCCAAGAUCUUGGGACAGCCAGGCCAAAGGCGUGGCUGCUGGAGGUGAAUGCAGGUCCUGAUUUGGCCGUGUUCGGCGAUGCCAGACGGGAUGAAGCAGUGUGCCUUGCGGAGGACGUGCUUCGUGCGGCGGUGUUGCCUUUUCAAGAUGCGCGUAAGGAUGCUCCUUAUUUGGAAGCUCAAUUUUGCCCGUGCCGAGAGAGAAUAGGGGCAACGGGUUUCUCCAUGGAGUUCUGGGCCAGUGCGCCUUCGACAAACUCACCACAGGCCGAGCUGCAGCGACUUGCACGGCGCCUGGGCACAGCAGCGCGCUGGGCCAAGGCUUUGCACAACCACAGCCGAGUGCAAGUUCGUGGCCCACAAGCCACGGUGGCCCGUGAAGAUGCGCAAAAACAGCUUGAGAAGUGGGCCGGAGAUGGCAACAUCUGUGCGCGGCAGCCUGCGACCGAGAUGAGCCAAGGCCGUGCCCUGACUGGUGCCAUGGUCAAGGCCAGAGUUCAAACGUAG
Messenger RNA from Symbiodinium necroappetens, 1449 nucleotides. The record is from the annotation of a GenBank genome assembly. NCBI's taxonomy places the organism in Eukaryota, Dinophyceae, Suessiales, Symbiodiniaceae.